Molecule: messenger RNA, 3261 nt
Organism: Lathyrus oleraceus (garden pea)
Lineage: Eukaryota; Viridiplantae; Streptophyta; Magnoliopsida; Fabales; Fabaceae
Exons: 6
Coding region: 72-1175 (367 amino acids)
Source: RefSeq, a predicted model, not a curated record
GAUGAUAAGGUAAAAUCUAAUUUUUGUUCAUCGUUGAACUCGCCCACAACAUCCACGAAGUUGAAACAGAAAUGAGAAGCUUCGACAUGGAAAGUGAAAAGCUUGAGAUGUUCGAAGUUGGACCAUGCAAAGAUUCUUACGAAAUGGGUUUCUUAAUAGGCCAAAGAUUCUCCCAACGAAUCAAAAACCGAGUUGCCGGAGACACCAUUCUUCAAAAUCAGCUUCGACCUUUUGCUCAAACUCCUCAAUCAGAAUCACUUCUAAAACACCUUUUUGAUAACAAUCAAAGCAAAUUCCCAAUGUAUUGGGAUGAACUCUUGGGGACUUCAGUAGGAAGUGGUGUGCCUCUCCUUGAUAUUUUACUUAUUAACUUCAAGAAGGAGAUUCUAGCAUUUGUUCCAAAAGAAGGAGUAAAAAGUUUACAAGAUGAUUCCUCGAACGAGUGUUCUGAUGUUCUUCUUGUUGCUGAAUCUAUGGCUAUUGCUGCACACAAUGAAGAUGCAAAUGUUAGCCUUGUUGGUCACACCUACAUAAUCAAAGGAAUAUUGCCGGAUGGAAUGUUCUUCGUUGGUUAUACAUAUGCCGGAGAGCUUCCAAGUUCUGCAUUUGCUUUUAAUAGCAACGGAUUGGUGUUCACUCUGAAUGCAGUACCACCUGCUGAAGAUGAAAUUGUAGGAGGUGGAAUUGGGCGCAACUUCAUUUCUCGACACAUUCUUGAAGCUCAAGGCAUUGACGAUGCUAUAAAUAGGAUUCGUUCGUCAGAAGUUUCGGUGGGACAUUCAUAUAACCUGAUUGAGUUAAAUACUCACAGGAUUGUUAAUGUUGAAACUGCGUCGAAGAAGCGAAUUUCAAUUCACGAGGUUGGAGAAACACCUUUCUUUCACGCAAACAUGUAUCGUCACUUACAUAUUAGUCAGGCACAAGAUGAGAGUUCGAUUAGCCGGCUGAAAAGGGCAAAUGUGAUGACAAAAACAACAAGAGAAGAUUUUCUAUCAAUUCUAGGAGAUGCAGAUAACGAAAAAUAUCCGAUCUACAUGACAGGUGCACCAGGACAUUCAGCUGAGGAAUGCAAAGCACUCAAGAGUAAAAUACAAGAUUUGAUUGAUUCUGAAGUGAUUUCAUUUAUGAAGGUGACAAAAAACACAAGAAAUGAGGGGUUUGAAUUUGGUUUCUAAAAACAAAAACUUUUUCAAAACCAAUAAAAUCAAGCAAUAACACGAACAAGAAAAAUAACAAAUGUUUAAUGUGGAUUGAUGAUUUGACAAUGUCUUGACGAUUGUUAAUUUAUAAAUGGACGGAAAAGAUUCGUUACUUCAUUUUUUUUUAUCAAAUUCGUCAUAAAUAAAUAAAUUAAAAAAUUAAAAAUACGCUACUUUAUCCCUCGAUUUUCAACAAAAUCGAGAUAAUAGGUCAUAAAUAAAAUUUAAAAAAAAAUUAAAAGGUGAUAAAAUAUAGUUGAUGGGAUUCGAAGACGUGUCCUCUAAAUACUUUACCCUUCAGUUUUAAGCAAAACCGAGGUAAUAAGUCAUAAAAUAACUUCAAAAAAAUUUAAAGGUGAUAAAAUAUAGUUGUUGGGAUUCGAAGAUGUAUGUUCUAAAUAGAUUUUCCCUCAGUUUUCAUCAAAACCGAGGUAAUAUGUCAUAAAAAAAUUUAAAAAAAUUUAAAAUGUGUUAAAAUGUAGUUGUUGGGAUUUGAAUGUGUGUCCUCUAAAUAUUUUAUCCAUCGGUUUCCAGCUAAACCGAUGGAAUAUAUGAUAUUUUAAAAAAAGUAAAUUAAAAUGUGAAGCGUCUAUGGUUUACACCGCAGUUUUUUUUUUAGUGAGGUAAAAGUUUUAUCACAAAAUGUAUUAUUUGUAGUAGUGCAGGAUAUGAAAAUGCUAUUGGUAAAGGAGCAUAAAGAAUUUUAAGAUUUGAGACCAAUUAAACCAAUUGCAGACAUAUGUGGAAUGCAUGUCUGGAUCACUGUGAAAAGUGUUUUUGGAUUUUCGGGAUCCUAUACACCAAGUAUGGAGGAAAUUUACCUGGUAAAAACCGUCAGUGGUCAAUCAUAAAUCAUAUGAAAAAUCAUGAAGAAAGACAUAAGAUGAAGGAACUCCGAGCAGAAUAACAUGUUUCACCUGCAGAUGCGAAAUAUUUUGCAUAUUUCAAGAAGUUUUAGGAUAGAUCUUUUGGGAUUUACACCAUGUUGGGACUAAAUGAAAGAAGAAUGUUAAGUUGGUACUAAAUGAAAGAAGAAUGUUAAGGAAAGGGAGUGAUAAACAUUAGGCUUUUCACCUAAAGGAAUUGUUGAGGUGCAAAUAACCGUAAGUUUAGGAAUCUAAUUAAGGAGACAAAAAUUGACAAAGAAAUUGAGCAAAGUUAGAGGCAUGAUACGAGUGUGUCUGGAAGGAGAUGCAAAUGAAAUGAGAAUUUUGAGAAUAAAAUUAUUUUAAAAGGGAGAUAUUGUAAUAUCCGGACCCGAAAUACCGGUUGGAAAUCUUCUAUGUUUAUCGAUCAAUGCAAUUUAAAGAUCUAGGCUAAAAUAAUCAUUUUAUCAUCAAGGGUAUUUUGAUCAAUUCCUAAUAUUAUCACAAUAUUAAGUCAAUUAGAGACUUAAUGUAGUAAGAAUUAUAUUUAGAGCCCUUAACCCACUAACUUGAGCAAAAGGGUAGAAUUGAGAUUCCAUUAAUUAAGUGAAGGGCAUUAUUUUUUGGUUGGCAAGGCUUAUAAGUAAGAGAAUAACUAGGAAUUUAUCCUUCCUUUACUAUUGAGAGAUCACGAUUGUAAAAGGAGCUCAAGAACUCAUGAUCCACCUUCAUCAUCAAGAACAACCAUUGAAAAAGGGAAAGAUGGUUUCACCCAUUUCAUUCUCAAACUCAGAAGUGGCAAGCAACCUAACUUCAUCAUCAUCCCUCUAUCCAAGUUUCAUCCCAUGAUGAUCAAACAAUCAAAUGAUAAAUUUAAGCCUUGGCUUCAAGAAGUGAAGGAAAGCAUAGAGGAUUUGAGAAUUGGAGUGCAUGCAUGUGGCUAGGAAAGAAGGGCAUCAUCGUCGAUCUUUACAAAAGGUGGAUUCACCCUCCCUUAAGUUAUUAAUAUUAAUACUUUAUGAACCAUAAUAUGUUAAUUUUUGAAUGCAUGUUAUAUCCUUAGGGUUUUGAUUGUUAAUUGACAUAUGUGAUGUAAAAUAAUAUGAAAAUGAAGCCUUGACUCGAUAAGCAGGACUAGAGUCUUUCAGAGUGAUAUUGGGAUGUUGAUGAUAUAAUAAACUAUGUUCGAUGGAGUA